Rhodofomes roseus is the source of this 1770-nucleotide messenger RNA. RefSeq lists its product as uncharacterized. Gene Ontology annotation, cellular component: nucleus. Gene Ontology annotation, molecular function: copper ion binding; DNA binding; DNA-binding transcription factor activity, RNA polymerase II-specific. Gene Ontology annotation, biological process: DNA-templated transcription; regulation of DNA-templated transcription. The transcript has 8 exons. NCBI's taxonomy places the organism in Eukaryota, Fungi, Basidiomycota, Agaricomycetes, Polyporales, Fomitopsidaceae. The record is from RefSeq and is a predicted model, not a curated record. The coding region runs from base 1 to 1770 and encodes 589 amino acids.
AUGUCUUCCGAGUCCCCAGAGGCAGGCCCGUCCAACCUUGCGGUCAAACAGCGCAGAGCUCCCCGCGGUUCCGCCUGUCUCGGCUGCAAGCGACGCAAACAUAAAUGCGACGGCGGAAGACCAGUCUGUGGGCCAUGCAUCCGCUCCCACAGGGAAACAGAAUGCGAAUACCUCGACGGUCCACGACCGAGCCGCAAACAAGUCCUCGAAGACCAGAUCGCUCGCCUUCAAGAGCGGGUGCAACAAUUAGAGGAAGCCGGCGGGGGAAGCAGCCCCGGAGCCCCAGGCGACUCACCCGUACCUUCGCCUGCAUCGCCUUCCUCGGAAGGCUCCGUUCCACGAUCACAGCCACAAAGGGAUACUAGGAUGGCAGAACUGUCAAACGCCUUCGUCCGACGCUCCUCGGGCAAUCAAGGAACACCGCCUCAAACAGUCCCUGAUCCCUCCCCAGGAGUGGUACGAAUGAUUGUCAAUGCGUUCCUUGCCCACGCAGAUCAGGUCGCCUUCUUCUUGCACCGCGCGCGUUUCCUGACCAUGAUCCAGAUGGCGAUGCAGUCUCCGUCAACACCGUCGGCACUACUCGCCCCGGCGCUUACGAAUGCGGUCUAUCUGUGGGGCGUACGCUUCGCGAACACAGAGGCGAUGCUCGUCUACGAACCAGUGUUCCUGUCACGCGCGGUGCAGGCCCUCAAGCACCCGCUCGCGAACAUGUCCGCGAGCACGAUCAUUCACACCAUCCAAGCCAACGUCCUCCUCGCGAACUACCACUUCGCGAUGGGCCGCAUGCUGGAGGGCCAGCAUCACUGCAACGCCGCGGUCGCUCUGGCCUUGAGCUGCCGCCUGUACAACAUCCGGACGAUGCAGGCCCCGCAGCGCUCUGGUUCGUUCCACGCCAUGGACUUCGACUUGCCCCCGCCAAACGAUGCCAUUGAGGAGGGCGAGUGCAUACGCGCAUUCUGGCACGUCUACAUGCUCGACCAGAUGUGGUCCUUCGCGUGCAAAACCCCGUCGCGCUUUGAUGCGCCCACUGGGCCGCUGGUCGACACCCCCUGGCCUAUGGAGGCGGAUGACUAUGCCAACGGCCGCUUUCCGCCACAUAUCAUGGGCUCGCGCACUGUCGACGAGUUCCUACGCGGAAACCCGCAAAACGAUCGCGGAGGCGCCUCCCGCGCAGCCCUUUAUGCCAAGGCCGCCACGCUUGUUGGGAGGUCGACGGUGCUCUCGAUGCAGUGGUCUUCGACCGCCGCGGACCCAGAGCAGUUCGCUGCGGAGUUCGUGAAUCUCGAUAACCUAACAGAUCGCUUCAUUCACUCGCUCGCCCCCGUCGAGACCGCGCCCGAUCAGCAGACCGCGAGCAAACUGCUGCUGGUACAUACCCUAGCCUGCGUCGCGUCAAUCCAGCUGCACAAGAGCUUCCGCGAGGGAGACAUCCCGAUAGCGAACAAGGACUACGCUGCGGCGUUGAAUGUCACAGCAGCGCUGGACGCCAUCAACCCCGCGCAGGUGUCAUUCGUCAACCCCAUCCUCGCUAUCCUAUGGACGUCCGUCAGCCGAAUCUUGAUCGCUGAGAUGGUUCGAUUGCGCAGUUUAUGGGCGUCGACGUCCGUACAAGUUGCACAUAAUGACUUGCAGAUCGUCGAAGGCGAGCACUCCAGGGUCGUCGCGGCUCUAGCAACAAUCACAGCGCUGAUGUCGGCGCUGAGUCCCGGAUGCCCGCUCAUGGCAGCACAGGCCUCGAAAAUAGAACAAAUGGUCGCACAAGCGGGUUAG